GCCACGAUCAGCGUUCGGAUAAGCAUUACUUCAAGAUGAGUUCAAUCUGUUUACUGAGUUUAUUGUUUUUAAAGAAUGAAAAAUUCCCGAGUUUCGAGUAAUUUUUUGACCUGAAAAAGUUGCUUAGGAAUUUAGAACAAUCGACCUUAUUGUUAGUUUCAAAACGAAGUUAUGGUUUCUUUUUUGUUUUUAUUUAUUUUGAAUGACUCAUCCUGUCCCGUCACUUCCCUUUUAAUAUUACUUAUGUUAAUGUUCAGAAUGUGUCAACAGGUGUGGUGGCUAUAAUAAUAAAUUUAAAUUUAUAUUAAAUGUUGCCACAUUUUUUGUAGAUGAUUGGGCUGCAUAUAUGGAGCAAUUAUUGACUAAAAAAGAUGGAAUGGCUGAUCGAAGAGCUGAAUUAGAAAGAAAACGUGAAAAAUUGGCCCUUCUUCGAGAAGAAAAGGCGAGAAGAAAACGUGAAAAAGAAGCUCAAAAAGUUGAACAACUCUCUGUCCAAAAAGAUGCCUUGAUUGAAACUGAUAAAUUAUUAGCAUCUUUGAAUGUUACUACAUCGAUUGCUUCGUCCCCUAGUACGACAGAAUCAAGCCUAAAUGAUUCAUCAUUGAAUAAGCCAGUUAUUCCCCAGCCUUCUCCGCCUAAACUAAAAAAAGUGAAUUUGUCGUUUGUCAAUGUUCACACAACAACAGUUCCCCCAUUUGAAAAAGUUGUGUAUGACAAAAACACCCAGACAUUACAAUCAGGAAGUGACAAAGAAGCUGCAUCACUUGAUUAUUAUGAGUGGGAAGAUGAAUUUCAAGUUCUGACUUAUGAUGAUUCAUCUAUAUCUGAAGAUGGUGAAAGUUUGUCUAUAACAUCAACCGAUGGUAUUGUUCAUCAUUUUUCUAAACAUAAUAAAGCAACAAAUGUCAAUGCAAUCAAAGCUUCAAAAUUAGCUACAGAUGAGAAACUUAUUAUUAAUGACAAAGAAAAAGAAGUAGAGAAAAAGAUUUUAGAUUUGAGUGAGGAAGAAAGAAUCUUACUUAUGAGAAGUGAAAAUUUUCAGCAAUUCAUCGACCGAUCUUCUCGAAUUAUUGAAAGGGCCUUAUGUGAAGAUGCUGACAUUUUUAUUGAUUAUACUGGUGUACAAGAAGAAUCAGAGAGUGAAGACAGGUCAGGAAUGUCAUUGCUAUUAAACCGUUGCUUUUCUGAUGAUGUUUGGUCAAAGAAUCGUACUAUCACUAGUUUUGACUGGUCCACUCAGUUCCCAGAGUUGCUAUGUGCAUCUUAUAAUCAGAAUGAAGAUGCUCCUCAUCAACCUGAUGGUAUCUGUUUAAUUUGGAACACAAAAUUUAAGAAAAAUACUCCUGAAUAUAUUUUUCAUUGUCAGUCUCCUAUUACCUCAGCUUGUUUUGCUAAAUAUCAUCCUAAUCUAGUCAUUGGUGGAACAUAUUCUGGUCAGAUAGUGUUGUGGGAUAAUAGAAGUUAUAAAAGAACUCCUGUCCAAAGAAGCCCCCUAUCAGCUAUUGCUCACACGCAUCCUGUAUAUUCUAUAUGUAUGGUUGGAUCAGAAAAUGCUCACAAUCUAGUUACAAUUUCUACUGAUGGCAAAUGUUGCACCUGGAGUGUCGACAUGUUGUCAUACCCUCAAGAUACAAUAGAACUAAAUCAGCAAAAACAAUCAAGAACAGUAGCUGUUACAUGCAUGGCCUUUCCAAAUGAUGAAUUUAACAACUUUGUUGUUGGAAGUGAAGAUGGAUUAGUAUAUUCAGCUUGUCGCCAUGGAAGCAAAAGUGGAAUUGUUGAUUCAUUUGAAAGUCAUCAAGGGCCUGUCACUGCCAUUAGCACUCAUAAAAGUAGAGGAUCUAUGGAGUUCCCUGAUUUAUUCUUGACAUCUUCAUUUGAUUGGACUGUAAAGCUAUGGAAUCUUAGGAAAAGUCAACCUCUGUACUCAUUUGAACACAAUUCUGAUUAUGUGUUUGAUGUCAGCUGGUCACCGGUGCAUCCAGCAUUAUUUGCUUGUGUCGAUGGUUUGGGUAAUCUGGAUCUUUGGAAUUUAAAUUGCGACUCUGAGCUGCCUACAGUUGGCGUUCAAAUCGAUGGAUGCCCAGCAUUAAACAGGGUAUCGUGGACUCAUUCUGGACAACAUGUUGCAGUUGGUGAUGCUUUAGGAAAAAUUUGGCUGUAUGAUGUGGGAGAGCAACUAUCAAAUCCAAAGCCUGAUGAAUGGUCAAAGUUCACAGAAACUUUGGAAGAAUUUCAAAAUAAUCAGCCAUAUUUCAAUGGAGACGUUUUAUCUUCUUCUCCAGCUCCUGUUACUUCUCUUCCUCAAUCUCCUUACCUUCCAAUGACUCCAGUCAGAUGAAUUGUUAUGCCUUACAUCUUCAGUUCCGUCCAAAAAUCUAUUUUCCUCAUCACCCUUUGUUGAACUUGUUCUAAAUUUAUUUAUUAUGGUGAAAAGGAACCAAUGCUUUUAUAUUUAUUAAAUACUUUUAUAUUGCAGUUUAAAUUAAAUUUUUGUCGGAAUCUGCAGAUUCCGAGGGGGAAACCUAUGUGAUAAAAUAAGAGUAGAGCUUCUGAUGCCUUAUACUUCAAUCCUGUGAUUCUUUAUUAAAAACAUGAUGUUUACUAAAUUUUAAUUGUUCUGAAUUAAAUAUAUUGUAAAUAAUUUACUGGUUUCUAUGUAUUUACACUUAUUGUCUCUGUUGUCUCAGGAUUUAUUAAAUGUGCUUCCAAAGCUUUAUAUUUGCAUAUUGUUUAUUUCUACACAAUGUUGUACUUUCUUCUGUCUGUAAGGUUUGCUUGUCCUGUUUAAUAAAUUAUUUUAUGUGUGA
This is a messenger RNA of Parasteatoda tepidariorum (common house spider), 2810 nucleotides long. RefSeq names its product cytoplasmic dynein 1 intermediate chain. Gene Ontology annotation, cellular component: cytoplasmic dynein complex. Gene Ontology annotation, biological process: transport along microtubule. The record is from RefSeq and is a predicted model, not a curated record. Gene Ontology annotation, molecular function: dynein heavy chain binding; dynein light chain binding. Lineage: Eukaryota; Metazoa; Arthropoda; Arachnida; Araneae; Theridiidae.